Molecule: messenger RNA, 549 nt
Organism: Phanerochaete carnosa HHB-10118-sp
Lineage: Eukaryota; Fungi; Basidiomycota; Agaricomycetes; Polyporales; Phanerochaetaceae
Exons: 4
Coding region: 1-456 (151 amino acids)
Source: RefSeq, a predicted model, not a curated record
AUGCCACUGUGGGCGCGCGACUUGCAUGAGGUCGACAAGCCUUCAAUCCCUCGUCCAGCCGCUACCCUCUGCACCCCGUACUCACCCCUCCGUGACCACACGCGCCCCGCAGCCGCCCCACCAGUAGCGCUCAGCUAUCUCGCCCCCUAUAUCUCCGUUGCUGAACAGGGGGUCUGCGAGCUGCUAGAUCCUAACGAUGUUCAGGGCAGUGUCAUCUACUUGUUCCUGAUGCCGUCCUUCGCGAAAAACGACGUCAGCUGCAUUCUCGAGCUGACGAACCGUAACCGGCGUGCUGGAUCAUCCGUAGAGCUUCUCCUCAUCACCCACCCGAGUCUGCAGGUCGCUUUCUCUCGUAUCGGCUUGAAUGUGCUUGGAGUCAAGAAUGCGACCAGCGACCAGCGCUUCGACACCUAUGUUGUGCACGAUGACAAGUCCCCGCUAAACGAUCAGAGCUAAUGGGACAACUCUUUCGAUAAGACGAGCUUCGACCUCAGGUCUAUGUGCAUGUCAGUUACAGUGCCAUCACAGCUGCGAGCACCUGAUAUGCGU